Hippoglossus stenolepis (Pacific halibut) is the source of this 1474-nucleotide messenger RNA. It is a transcript of the gene fam185a, whose product is annotated as family with sequence similarity 185 member A. The transcript has 8 exons. NCBI's taxonomy places the organism in Eukaryota, Metazoa, Chordata, Actinopteri, Pleuronectiformes, Pleuronectidae. The record is from RefSeq and is a predicted model, not a curated record. The coding region runs from base 110 to 1255 and encodes 381 amino acids.
GUGUCAUGUGAUGCUGGGGACCAUGUUGCCUGAAUGGCGGCUCCCUGUGUGUUGACAUUAACCUGUGACAGUGUAAAGUGUGGAUGAGCUGGUUCAUCCCUCGGGGACCAUGAUGUUCUGGAGCUCAGCAGCUCAGCGGGGAGGUGUGGUACUUCUCCGCCGCUGGUCCCUCACUCUCCCCCGGUGUCCUCUACACACCUCGCGGUCCUUCUCCACCUCUGUCCCCGCCGGGUGUCCCGCACACCAGGGGGCGCAGCAGCCCGUGAGGCGGUGGGAUCUGACCGUCAGCCCCUUCAUCUCGGUGCGGGCUCGGCUCUCCUGCAGCAUCUCCGUCCGCCCGCUGGACCCGCACACCUUCCCGGAGGCCGACCGGGCCUUCGUCGCGGUCCACGCGGCGGACGGCGAGCAGGAGGUCGGUCUGGAUCACCUACACGUGCGGUACGAUGACCGGAGCCGAGAGCUGCUCAUCUGUGCAGAGAAGGUGAACAGCAGCGUGUCCAUAGAGGUGGCUGCUCCCAUUAAAAGCAAUCUGUUCAUUACUACUGAAGGACGAGGCAACGUGAGUGUGAGGAAAAUGGAGUGUGACAUCUGCCAGGUGCAAACAGAGAGAGGAAACUGUUUGCUGGAAUCUGUCAAGAGUCAUCAGGUGGAGGUGCAGUCCAGUGGGGGACAUGUCACAGGUGUGGGCACCAUCCACGGCAACGUGGACAUCAGCACGCGUGGAGACAGUGCUGUGGAUGUCAAGAAGCUCCAGGGCACCCGGAUGAAUGUCUCAACAGAACACGGGCCUCUGAAGGUCAAAGCCAUCUACGCCGAGUCCAGCUGCAUCUCCUCGUGCUCAGGCAGAGUACAGCUGGGGCACGUGCAUGGUGACGCCUCCGUGAAGAACGUGUCAGGAGAUACAGUCAUAGAUGGUUCGAAUAGUUUCCUGGAAGUUUCCUCUCACAGCGGAGGCAUUGAUGUCUAUGUGGGAGAUGGCGGCAGUGCUGAACUCCACAGUGAGGAAGGAGCGGUGUGUGUCCGUGUGCCAUCCUCGCUGAAAGCCGGGGUGGAGCUCUGUGGAGUGGCGCUGGAAAUCGGCCCAGAUGUUUUUCUGGAUGGAGCAGAGAACAACUCAGCUCAAGGCCAAACCACAGUUACUGGUUAUCUGAAUGGAGCGUCUCCAGCAGACCGGUGGGUGAAAGCUCGGGCGGACCGAGGAUCUGUCACUCUGAAGACACAGAGCUGGUUUGAGUCGUUGAAGCUGGGGAGCUGAGAUAUGACUGACAGGAUUCUUUCCUGCAUCGAAGCUUCACACUUACAGACAGAGACCUUUACCUCAAUGACGCAUUCUACUCUCUGCUCAGGAUAUACUGUGCUGUCGAUGAGGAAAUGAUGUCCAUAGUAUUUAACGAAUGUUCUCUAUGGGUUAAAAUCACUGUACAUACUGUAUCAUAACAUACUGAGGGCGGGGAGUAAACUGUGUAACUUACAA